Molecule: messenger RNA, 3489 nt
Organism: Sclerotinia borealis F-4128
Lineage: Eukaryota; Fungi; Ascomycota; Leotiomycetes; Helotiales; Sclerotiniaceae
Source: the annotation of a GenBank genome assembly
AUGCGCAGCUUGAAUUCGUUGGCACUUUUGCUUGCUGCUUCUGCUACUUCAGUCGUAGCGAUUUUGCCACAUCAUGAAGCUCAUGCAAAAUAUGCAAAGAGAGCACAACCAAAACAAAUUCUUCCUAGGCAACCUGCGGUGAGGUCGAGGUUGACUUCGAAGUAUCUGACUAAUUCAACUGCUUCUUUCGCUGUCAAUGGAACCGCAUUGCCAGAGUUCGACUUCGACAUUGGUGAAUCCUAUGCUGGAACUUUGCCCAUUAGCACAAAUGCCAGCGAUACAAAUCGAUUGUGGUUUUGGUUCUUUCCUUCUGAUAACCCUUUGGCGGAUAAAGAGAUUACAAUUUGGUUGAACGGUGGUCCAGGAUGUUCCUCUCUCGAUGGUCUUUUCCAAGAAAACGGGCCUUUCAGUUGGCAAUCCGGCACAUAUGCACCUAUCCCCAAUCCGUAUUCAUGGACUAAUUUGACCAAUAUGAUCUGGAUCGAUCAACCCGUCAGCACCGGAUUCUCACCUGGAGAUAUUCUUGUCAAUGACGAGAUUGAUGUGGGUAACCAAUUCGCCGCAUUCUGGAAGAAUUUCAUCGAUACGUUCAGUAUGCAAGGAUAUAAGAUUCACAUUACAGGCGAGAGUUAUGCUGGACAAUAUAUUCCAUACAUUGCUAGUAACUUCUUGGAUCGCAAUGAUACCACGUACUACAAUUUGAAGGGUAUCCAGAUCAAUGAUCCAUCGAUGAAUGAUUUCGAUACAAUGGGCUCAGCUCCUGUUACAGCUGCAGCUCUGUACUAUCAGAAUGUUCUCAACCUCAACGAUACAUACAUUGCAAACAUUACUGCACGAGCAAAGUCAUGUGGUUACACCGAUUUCCUCGAAUAUGCAUCGGUAUUUCCACCAGCAGGACCAAUCCCAACAGCUCCAAGCUCGGAAGAAUAUGGAUGUGAUGUUUAUGAUGACAUCUACAACGCACUUUACUAUGUCAACCCAUGUUUCAACAUCUAUCAUCUCACAGACUAUUGUCCAUUCUUAUGGGAUGAACUCGGAUUCCCAUCACUGGGUGGAGGCCCCAACAACUACUUCAACCGCACUGACGUCAAAGAGGUUAUUCACGCUCCAGUCGACACUGAUUACUUCGUCUGCACUGGCGGACCCAACUUAUUUCCACAUGGAGAUAAAUCCGUUGACUCUUCCCUCGGCCCCCUCCCUUCCGUCAUCGAACGCACCAACAACGUCAUCAUCGGACACGGACUCCUUGAUUUCCUCCUCUUCGCCAACGGCUCCCUCAUCACCAUCCAAAACAUGACGUGGAACGGCCUCCAAGGAUUCCAAGAAGCUCCCUCCUCGACCCAAAACUUCUACGUCCCAUACCACCAAUCCCUGGGCACCAUUCUCUCCAUCGUGAACAAUGCCAUCCCUGAUGCACCCCCGCAAUACGAUACAGCAGGCGCGGGAUACCAGGGAACUUGGCAUACGGAGAGAGGACUCACGUUCUCGACGGUUAAUUUGGCGGGCCAUGAGAUUCCGCAGUAUACGCCUGGAGCGUCGUAUAGACAUUUGGAGUUUUUGCUAGGGAGAAUUGCUAAUUUGAGUGUGGUGGGAGAUUAUUCGACACAGGCGGGGAGUUUUACGGGGAUUACAAAGACUUCGAUUCGAGAGGGGAAGUUCGUUGCCUUCUUUUCCUCCUCCUUCGUCUCCUUCUCCCGCUCACCUGUACUCGGACACUUUUCUACUUGCUCAACCUCAGAAUACUACCCUACCCACUACGCAGCUUGGACAAUAUCUGUGAGUGCUGAGCUGUUCAAUCCUCCUCGAGUCAUUUUGUUGGGAACACCUGAGAAACUCCUAAGAAACUCCUCUAUGAUCUCCCAAACAAAAGAUCAACAUCGUCUUUCGAUACCUGUCCUUGGAUUCACUACAUUCUCUACGAAUUAUGAUCUUUACAGACUUCCGCGAGGAGUAGAGUUUGUGUUUUUGGCCGAAUCUCUCUUCUUCCUCUUUUGCUUCCUACCAUAUCGAAUUUGGCUUCAGCGAGAAGCUAUCCACCCGCCGACCCCUCCACGAGAAGAGAGAACUGUAUUAUAUCAGAAGUGCUCGGAUAAUAUUACGGAUCCGGAGGCGUAUUUGCAGAAAUGGUUUCUAGGUGCGGAUAUACGAGAUAUUCGGAAGGAGAAUGUGAAGGAGUUCUUUCUUUGGGCUUUCUUCAACCGGGAUGGACCUCCUGGAGAUGAUGAUGAGGAGUUGGAGGAAUAUAUUGGGAUACUGGAGAAGCAACUGGGGAGGGAGAUACCGGAAGGGAGGGGAAAUGUUAAGUGCUUGAGGUUGACGUUGGAUGAGGUUGUUAUGUCGCAUAGGAGUUUGAUCUGGUAUUGUUGUGUCGGAUUCGUCGAUUUCUUAACAUUCUGUUCCCUCCGCUACCAUGGCUUCCACUUCUACCGUACGAAUUUCAAACAAUCCCUCAGCAUCAUACCCAUUCGUCCGCACAGUUUCCUGACGACUCGACAUUCUCCUGCCCAACACAUAUCCUACUGGCACCUACCUCACACCUCUAAAACUAAAUUACCAGUUGUUUUCAUUCACGGCAUCGGCAUCGGUCUCUAUCCCUACACCAAAUUCCUCAACGAACUCAAUGCUUCGACCGGCACACCCGAUGAUCACAUUGGCAUUCUUGCCCUCGAAAUAAUGAACAUCAGUUUCCGUCUCACCCAUUCUGCUCUCUCUCGCAAGGAAACUGCACACGAAAUAUCACAAAUAAUAAGUCAACAUUUUGGGCCGGAUCAAAAGUUCGUCCUAAUUUCUCACUCGUACGGCACAGUGAUAACUACGCACCUCUUACGCUCGCCCCUCCUGUCUCCGCGCAUCGGCCCUAUUGUUCUCAUCGACCCCGUCUCUAUUUGUCUACAUCUGCCCUCUGUCGCAUUCAAUUUCACACGCCGAAUCCCAAAGGACGCCAAUGAAUACCAAUUAUACUAUUUUGCGAGCAUGGAUCCGGGAGUUAGUCAUACGUUGAGUAGAAAGUUUUUCUGGAACGAGAAUGUGUUAUGGAAAGAUGAUUUCGAAGGGAGGAAGGUUACGGCAAGUCUGGCAGGGAGGGAUUUGAUUGUGGAUACGGAAGCCGUGGGGAGGUAUUUGUGCUGUGGAAACUUAUCUGGGAAAUCAACUCCAAGUUUGAGAGCUGCGAAUGGAAACGUGGAUGUGACUUUGAAGAACACUUCAAAUCUGAAUAUUGCACCCCUGAUAGAGAUUGAUGAGACAGAAGUGGGAGAAGAGGCACGGACUAUAGAUGUAGAUGUAAUUGGCUCGGGGAAUGAACAAGAAGGAACUCAUGAUAAUGAGGUGGAUAUGGAGGAUGAUGAGGAGUGGAAGUAUAGGGAGUGGAAGGGAGUGGGGACGGAGGUUUUGUGGUUUGGAUCUUUGGAUCAUGCGCAGGUUUUCGAUACGAUGGGCACGAGAAGGAGAGUUAUUGAUGUUGUGAGGAAGUACUGUGAGGAUGAAUAG